Molecule: messenger RNA, 1310 nt
Organism: Moneuplotes crassus
Lineage: Eukaryota; Ciliophora; Spirotrichea; Euplotida; Euplotidae
Source: the annotation of a GenBank genome assembly
CAUUAAUGUCUGAAAUUGAAGGAAAUCAGCCGUCUAAAGGCCAAACCCAGAACGAUUUAGAAGUAAUCGAUGUAAAAGAAAACGAUAGUUUUCAUGUCAAUUUAGAUGACAUUUUCACUCCCACAGCUGAAGAGAGUGACAAAACUGUAGUUGAAAUCCCAGCAAAUGAGGUAGUCAUUGAAGAGAAGUCUGAAAUAGAAGUUAGUGAGACUGUGCCUUUAGAUUCAGUCCAAAUCCCCUCUCAAGCUGAAUCUCAAGAAAUCCCUUGUCCUAUAGAAGAUAUGCAGAGUAUUAACGGCAAUUCACAAGCAGAGAGUAUUGAGCCAGCAAAGAUAGAUACUGAAGUUAUCAAAGUCCAAGGGACUGUUUUUAAUCAAACAGACUGCAAUAAGGUUUAUGAAUCAGAACGAGUAGAUUUGACAGAAGAUGUAUCAGAGAUCGAUGAACCUCCUCAGAUAACCCCCAGAGUAAAUCCCUCUAAAAUCCUGAACAAUAAAGAAAACACACUAAACAGCAUCUGAAUUCCUACAGAUCCUCUCACACUUGAAGAGCGAGAUUCCUGAAUAAACAAUACUCAGACUAAAGAUAUUGAAAUGACGGGAAACACAUGAAUCUCCCAGAAAAGUGGCAGAAAUAAGUCUCUUAAUAACGAAAAGCAGGAUACUUCAGAUAUCACUGAACAAAUGAGAGAUUUAAACAUUGACCCUACAAAGUACUCACAAGAUCAUAUUAGCAACUUAUGAGAGAGCUUCUCCCAGAAGAUGGACUUAGAUCUUGGAAGAUUAGACUACCUUCCUAAAAUACUAAAAUUUCAAGCCUUUGCAAUAGAUUUUACCAAAAAGAGUCAUAUAGUACAAGAAUUCUGCAAGAGAUGGUGGUAUGUACUCCCAGUAUGGCCUCCUAUUAACUAUGACUACACUCCAUUGCUCAGGAAGAACAACCUUAGACUUGUACAGAAAGAAUACUGGAUGGAAACUCCUGAUUAUAAUGGCAAAGACAUCAAAGAAAAGAAGGUAUUCGAAGAUCCUCAUAACAGAGGGAUUUUUGAAGACUCAGAAGGGCUUCUUUAUGAUCUUAGACCACAUGAAAACUGUCCAUCAAUCUCAAACUUCGCCAAAACUGAUUCAAUUAAGCUUAUGAACCUUCUAUGUGAAGCUUACAAGUGCCAAAUCCAUGAAUUAGAGAACAUAGAUCCUUACAUGAUUCAAGACAUAGAAUUCCACAACCAAAAACUAGUCCUUUACAAUUACUUACGCGAGAAAUUAAUCUCUCACAUAAACGAGCCGCCAGUUGAAUUUCUGGAAGAAUAA